ACCAUGGCGGGAGGAAUGAAAGUGGCGGUCUCGCCAGCAGUUGGUUCCGGGUCCUGGGGCUGGGGCGCUGGGGGCAGUGGGGCAAUACGGCUGCUCUUGGUCUUCUCCGGCUACUUUGUCUGCGGCUCAGCUGGAAUUGAUGUAAAUGUGGUCAUGCUUCAGGAGUCCCAAGUUUAUGACAGAAGUACCAGCCAACAAUUCUGUUAUACAAAUGUGCUUAUCCCAAAAUGGCAUGAUAUAUGGACACGGAUACAGAUCCGGGUAAAUAGUUCCAAAUUGGUUCGAGUCACUCAGGUGGAGAAUGAGGAGAAACUGAAGGAGCUAGAGCAGUUUAGUAUCUGGAACUUUUUUUCCUCCUUUUUAAAAGAGAAAUUGAAUGACACCUAUGUUAACGUGGGUCUGUACAGCACAAAAACCUGCCUCAAAGUUGAGAUUAUAGAGAAGGACACCAAGUACAGUGUCAUUGUGAUCCGGAGAUUUGACCCCAAACUCUUCCUUGUUUUUCUCCUUGGACUUAUGCUGUUUUUUUGUGGAGACUUGCUGAGCAGAAGUCAAAUUUUCUACUAUUCCACUGGAAUGAGUGUGGGAAUUGUGGCAUCUCUACUAAUCAUCAUUUUUAUACUAUCUAAGUUUAUGCCUAAGAAAAGUCCCAUUUACGUCAUCCUGGUAGGAGGCUGGUCUUUUUCUCUGUACCUCAUUCAACUAGUUUUUAAAAAUUUACAAGAGAUCUGGAGGUGUUACUGGCAGUAUCUUUUAAGCUACGUCCUCACAGUUGGAUUCAUGAGUUUUGCGGUAUGUUAUAAGUAUGGGCCCUUGGAGAAUGAACGAAGUAUCAACCUGCUGACCUGGACCUUGCAGCUGAUGGGCCUGUGUUUCAUGUAUUCUGGCAUCCAGAUACCACACAUUGCCCUUGCCAUUAUCGUCAUUGCUCUGUGUACUAAGAACCUGGAGUACCCUAUUCAGUGGCUGUACAUCACCUACAGAAAGAUGUGUAAGGCAACAGAAAAGCCUGUUCCUCCUCGUCUCCUGACAGAAGAAGAAUAUCGAAUACAAGGAGAGGUAGAAACCCGAAAGGCUUUAGAGGAGCUCCGAGAGUUUUGUAACAGUCCAGACUGCUCUGCUUGGAAGACUAUUUCUCGAAUCCAGUCUCCAAAAAGAUUUGCUGACUUUGUGGAAGGCUCUUCCCACCUCACACCAAAUGAAGUUUCUGUCCAUGAGCAAGAGUAUGGAUUAGGGAGCAUUAUUGCCCAGGUUGAAAUCUAUGAGGAAACAUCCUCUGAGGAAGAAGACUCAUAUUCCUUGUGCCCCACUCUCACACAACACAACUUCUUGACUUAAGUGGUAGUCAGUUAUUUUUAUGUGGACUGGCUUGGUGCCUCAUUGGUUCAUAUUACUCAUGUUGUGCAAUUGCAUCCAACCCUUUGAAACAGAGUGCAGAAAUUCUCCCACUGAAAUGAGAGGCCUGAGUGGGCCUCCCUCUGGUCUCUGUGGGAUCCCUGAGGAAGGAGAGUGUAUAAAGUAGUAAAUGCCCAUUGGUUAAUCUAUCAUCCCACUUUUAUGUUCCCAAAGUAACUGGCCACAGCUAGCAUGGUGUUCCAGCUUCUCUUUGAAAGUUGAUUUAAUUGUAUUUCUGUCAGGCUGGCCCUGCAAAGUAAGAACUGUUAUAAUUGCAAUAAUGCUGCAGACUAUAGGCUGCAUCUUCCAGAGAGAAAUC
This is a messenger RNA of Propithecus coquereli (Coquerel's sifaka), 1714 nucleotides long. It is a transcript of the gene NEMP1, whose product is annotated as nuclear envelope integral membrane protein 1. The transcript has 9 exons. Gene Ontology annotation, cellular component: nuclear envelope. Lineage: Eukaryota; Metazoa; Chordata; Mammalia; Primates; Indriidae. The record is from RefSeq and is a predicted model, not a curated record. Bases 4 to 1338 code for a protein of 444 amino acids.